GAAGACGCAGGAGGAGGAAAGCAAAUGAUCCGUUCCACAGUCAGUGAGGUGGAACAAACGACGUUAUCGUGAUCUCAUACCUCCACACCGACGUUCCCCGUUCCACAUAGCCGCCUCGAAGCUCCGCACAGCCCCUAUGAGCCCAAGCGGAGAGACGCUGGGAAUCCGUUGAAAGGAGGUGACACACUCACAGAGGCGCCCCGGCGCAGGGAGUUUAAAGUAAGCUUAUUACCGCCAGAUCAAAACCAAAACACUUGAGUCGUUCCCUUGCCACUUUGGGAGUGUUCGACUGAUGAAGUGCAGCAAAUAAUGAAAAAACUGCCCCACCACCGCCUCAGCCUAUCGAUGGGUGAAUCCGGGUCGCGUCGCUCCACGCUGGUGUCCCGCCUGCCCAUCUUCCGUCGGGGCAACAGCAAGCGACAGGACUCGCUGCCGCCGUCCCCGUCAUCCGGCGGAAACUGUGUGCACACCUCGUCGCCAUCCAGCACUAACUCCAGUUCAGGGAGUACCGGAAAACGGCGGAGCCUUUUUCGCGCGCCAUCGCUCAGCUUCUCAGUCAAGCGGAGCAGCCAGCCUCGCGUCCAGCCCGUCAACUUGAACCUCACGCCGCCCCCGCCGGCGACGCAGACCACCGACGCCAAUGGGAACAGUCAGCAGCCGAUUACCGCGUCGCAAUCGGCUGGUUUUAGUGAUGCUCACGCUAAGUUGCGACACUCGUUUGGCUUCGGGAGCCACCGGCAGAAGAAAAUCACGCGCUCUCAGACAGAAGAUUUUGACAAGACGUCUGCGUCCUCUUCUGCAACCAAUCGGAAUGUCUUCAUCAACUGCCUCAGUGGCUCGGCAGCCAACGAGGGUGACGACUCGGGCUUCAUCGAAGAUUACGGCAACGGCAGCAGGCGCUCGUCGCGACACAAGAAGCACCUCCUGCCCAAGUCCCUCUCGGCUCACCACCGCUUCUCUCAACACAGACCCUCAGGGGAGAAUCUGGAAUGCGCCGGUUCCGCUACCCUCUCCCCGGGGACAGGAGGACUUACCCCGGGGUCUUGUCUGAGUGACGCUGGCCUGGAGAGCUCCCUCCAGUCUCCCAUGGUAUCAGAGGACCGCACCACGGCUAUCACCCCUUCUGAGUUCAUCCCCAUCACGGAGGACUCAGUCUCUGAGGCCGAAGCUCUGCCAGCUCCCAGUCCUGGACCUGCUCUAGUAUCUGGACUGACCACCGACAGUGCCCCAGCUGAGGGGGCACCUGUCCCAGAGACAUUCAGUGGGACCGUCUCCUCCUCGCAGGUUUUCUUCUCUCCGGCUGUAUCCGGCACUGAGAAACCGUUACUCCCUGAGACCAGCACGGCCAACAACACCGACUAUGAGACGGCUAUCUCCCUCUCGGAACCGGAGACCGCCGUGCCCUGCCCGUCCCCGCGGGAGCUGUCGCCGAACGAGGAGGAGGAGGGCGAGGAAGAACGAGAGGAGCCAGGGAGAGGGACGCAGGGACAGGAGGCGGCCAACGCUGAGACCACCAGCGAAAGCGAGGCGGGAGCGCCAAGAAGUGACGGCUGCCGCUCGUACAUGGAACAGUCUGAGAGGAGGGCGAAACACACUCUCUCAGUUCACGAGAAAGGGAACUUUUUUGGCUGCCGUGAACCCAGGUCCUGUCACUUAAGGAAGCCGCACACAGCCUCUAUGUGCAGCAGCGUUAGCCCCUACCACGAGGUGAUGCGCUUGGAGAGGCGCUUGCGUUCCUCCUCUGAAGGGGCCGGCGGUCCUCGUAUCCAUGGCAACCACAGGGACAACCCCGGCGUGGAGGGAAGUGGCCUGCUAAAACACAGGAACAACUCCUCGUCAUCCAAACUGGGAAGUCUGGAUGUCCUCAAUAAUUUGGGCUCCUCUGAGCUGGAUGAAGAUGACCUCAUGUUGGACUUGGAUUUAUCUGACGAUCAGCGCCAUCGUCACGUUUCUAGACAAGACUCCAGUCAGUCCUUGGCAUCCUGUCUGAACCUACUCCACUCCCCCAUCGACCCAUCAGGAGAUCGCAUCCCAGUGAAAGACAACUGCCACAGGGAGCUUCGACGUCCGACCAGCCUGCUGCCUGCUGAGUGCAGCUCUGCUCUGCUUCUGGGGAGGGAAGAAGACCCCUUGCCCCCUGGAGUGGAGACCCUCCCCCUGCGACUGAUGCAGCAGGACUGCACCGCUGUCAAGACCCUACUUUUGAGGCUCAGGCGCACCCUGCAGGAGAGUACAGAGACAAGUCCUGGCAGCAGUCUUCAGUCUCUACCCAUUAGCCCCUGCAGUGAAAAGGCCCUUCCAUUGAAGGACUGGAGCAGAGAGGAAGCGUUGCUGCAGCAACUAAAGGAGAAAGACGAACUAAUAUUCCGACUGAGGAGUGAACUGGAGAGUGCCAAAGCCGCCGUAAAGAUGAAAGACGGCCACGUAAGCGACCGCGCAACACAGACGGAGCACAUGGGGCCAGAGGCCAACAACCAUCCAGGCUGGUGGUCAGGACCAGGCAGCAGCAACAGCAACAGCCUACCCCUAAAGGAGCGAAGGGCGCUGCGGGCCGGGGGUGCGCCGCCCCCUCUGCCGCUCGCAGGGGACCUCGCUAACAUCUCCCAACACCCGCUAUCUCUCGGUUCUGCCGGGGACGACAACCACCUUCACCCACCGGCCGGCGUCCCGAACGCAGCUCCCCGUUCCCUCCUCGCCGCCGCCCAGCCCCAUCUUCCCCGCGCGAUGUCUUCUUUGACCGGCAGGCAGCCGGAGAGGGCGGCAUCAUCCUCCUCCGAGUCCUUAGGAGGAAGCUUGGCGGCCCGCAAGGGGGAGCAUCACCACCCCAGCCUCAUCCCCCGGGCGGUGGGCGCCUCCUCCUCCAGCCUGGCCAGCAGGGGGAGCGUCUCUUCGUCCGGCCUCCCCUCCCCCCCGACCCCUUCCUCCGCCUCCUGCUCUUCGUCGCCCUUCACGGGGCGCCUGGGGCAACCGCCCCGCGGCCCGCUGUCCCUGCACAGCUACUCUCGAAAAAAUGUCUUCCUGCAGCACUCCCUGCACACCGCCGACCUUCAGGCGCUGACGCAGAGAGACACUUGAUCGCCAGCCAACAUUUUGGUUGCUCUUCUUGCGAAGUCGCAAAAGAAAACCAGAAACGACGCACAAAUUCAAUGGAAUGCUCCACACAACUCUCGUGGCUCUUUCUUCGCUGACAUUUUCUUCACGCGCACCGACACGCACAACGGUAAUUUGUUGACUCGUCCCUAAAAGUUGAAAAGAGAGAAAAGAAGAAAUGCCGCACAAAAAAAAAAAAAAAAAAAAAAAAAUCACCUGAUGUUGUUCAGCAAUUUAGACACACACAGGCACACACGCGCACGCAGGUGCUCUUCUCAUAAAUGCAGGAAAAAAAACAAAACAAGAAAGAGUAGACAUUUACCCGAACACAACCACCUAAGUUAUGGAUCAACCUUUGCUGACAUUUUGUUUAUCCACGCACAUGCAGACACGCAAACCUCGCCCAAAAAUUGCAAAAGAAAACAAGCACUGGCGAAGUUCACCUGAACACAAGCAGGCAACAGUCCUGGAUGAAACUUGUGACAUUUUGUUGAUCCGCUCCCUCAUGCAGACACGUACACGUGGUGUCAUGCCGACAGUUUAGAUGUGCUUACGCCCACGUAUGCACACUACAAAGUGCGCACGCACACACACACAGAGUCAUCCUCAUAGAUGGCUAGCAGGAAACAGGAUGAACCUCCAUUUAUGCACAUUUUAGUUAUUUUUGAAUGUCUUUUUUUUUCUCUUUUUAAACCUUUAAUUUAUUUGAACCUUUUUGCUGCUGAACGCUGUGAAGAAGUGUGCUUUGCAGGGAUACUCGCCGACACCGUUGUCUCACGUUGCCAAAAUGUACGCCAAUGAACACCCUUCCUUCCUCCCUCCCUUCCUUCCUUCCUUCCUUCCUUCCUUCCUUCCUUCCUUCCAGUGUUAAAGGGACACUUAGGGGAGCGUCAUAAGUCUGUUAACUAAGUCUUUCAAGAAGGGAACACCACACAAAUAUAUACGCUCGUUGAGAGCUUUGUAUCCAGCCCACCGUGCAAUUCUAAAAUGUUAACCUACAAAUGCUGAUAAUACACAAUACAGAGGGUUCUCGGUUUACGGGGGUCCCAAAAUAUGAGGUUACGAACACGCCAAGUAGUUUGUGCAGCCACGCAAGAAUAUGUGGUCACAUGAAGGCAGUGUAGUAUUAUAAAACUCAUUUCGUAUUUUUGUUGGUGGAGUUUAGCUCUUAAUUUUAGUCCAAAAUAAUUACAGAGAAUACAUUCACAAAGAGAGAAUUUAUAUAGUUUUGGGGGUAUUUCUACCUCGCAAAAGAAGAUAAAUUUUUCUGUCUAGAAUUCCAAGCAUUUUUUAUUUUUUUUGCCAGUUGUUCAUUCCAAAAUGUCAAAACAUUGACAGAAAACUAAACGAGCAUCAUAAAGUCUUCAAAAAGAUGUUACUGAAAAUUGUUUAUGUAGCAACUCAUUGGCAUAAUCUACUUACACAUUUAAAUCUAAGCAGAUUUCAAGGAUCUCCAAAAAUGUACA
Messenger RNA from Phycodurus eques (leafy seadragon), 4556 nucleotides. It is a transcript of the gene ccser1, whose product is annotated as coiled-coil serine-rich protein 1. The coding region runs from base 310 to 3075 and encodes 921 amino acids. The transcript is spliced from 12 exons. NCBI's taxonomy places the organism in Eukaryota, Metazoa, Chordata, Actinopteri, Syngnathiformes, Syngnathidae. The record is from RefSeq and is a predicted model, not a curated record.